CCUUUCUCUGCAGAUCUGCAGGCUGCAGCAGGGACCGGAGACCCCCGCGGGGGCCCCUCGAAAACAUCGAGCUCUCUGGAGCCGGCAGCCUCCCUGUGGGAAGACGGUCAGUGGGAAGUCUUAGGGAACCGAGUUCGAGCUGAGCUACGAACCACCUCUGUGAGGAAAAGCAACCGCUUUACUUUCCACUCUGCUGCCUGAGACAACCACAUCCUGCUGACACACACCCCAGGCUCCCAUGGAGAGUUCAGACGCUGAGCUUGAUCUCCAGCGGAGUGUGCAGGCUGUGCUGCGGGAGCUGAGCGCCCAGGCCCCCGCCUUGCAGAGCAACCGAGGCAUGUGGCGGUGGUCCCUGCACAAGAAGGUAGAGCGAGAUCCGGGAAAGAGUCCAGCUCUGGUCCGCAUUCUGCUCAGAGAGCUGGAGAAGGCGGAAAGCGAGGACAUCCGGCAUGUCAUCAUUCCCUUGCUGCACACGCUAAUGUACGUGGUCACUAAGGCCACGGGCAUCACAGAGGAACUCUACCAGAGAACCUAUACCUUCUGCACAAGGUUGCUAACCCUGCCCGCCCCCUACUGCACGGUCGCCUUGGACUGCGCCGUAAGGCUGAAAACCGAGACCGCAGUCCCAGGGACACUGUACCAAAGGCUGGUCAUUGCCGAGCAGAACCUGACGAGUGAGCUGUAUCCCUACCAGGAGAGAGCCUUCCUCUUCGUGGACCCCGAGCUGGUGUCUCCGUCCGUGUGCAGCGCGCUGUUGCUGGAGCUCGAGGCUGCCCAGGAGCAGCAGACGCCGGAGGCCUGCAUGCGCCACGUGGUCUCGCACGCCCUGCGGGCCGGCCUGGGCGACGCCUGCCACGCCGGCGCCCUGCAGAGGACGCUGCAGGCCAGCCCUCGCCAGGCCCUGGAGCGCUAUUUCCACGCCGUGGUGGCAGCCGUGGAGCAGAUGGCCAGCGAGCCCAGCCCGAGCCGCGAGGGGCACCUGGAGAGGCUGGAGGAGAUUUACUGCUCGCUGCUGGGGCCGGCGGCGGCCGCCAGGGGGCGCUGCGGCGGUGACCCCCUGCAGGACCCGCAGCCGAGCAUCCCCCUGCCCAGCCCCCACAUCACCUUCCACCUGUGGACGGAUGAGGAGCAGCUCUGGAAGGAACUGGUGCUCUUCCUGCGCCCCAGGUCCCAGCUGUGCCUCAGCGCUGACCUGGAGGCCUUGGACCUGCAGGGCCUCUGGCCGGACCGGGAGUUGGCCCGGGUGUCCGUGCUGUCCACCGACAGCGGCAUCGAGCGGGACCUCGCCCCGGGGGCUGACGAGCUGCCCGUCCCCGGCAGCCCCGAGACGGAGCGCGCGGGGCUGCAGCGCAAAGGCGGCAUCAAGAAGCGGGUGCGGCUCCCGGACGUCCUGACGCCCGCGUGCUGGGACGGGCCCCCGGGUCUGCACCGCAGGACGGGCAGGCCCAGCGGGGAUGGCGAGCUGCUGCCCGGCGUGUCCCGGCUGCACACGGCCAGGGUGCUGGUGCUGGGCGACGACAGGAUGCUGGGGCGCCUGGCGCAGGCCUACCACAGCCUCAGGAAACGGGAGACCCAGAAGUUCUGCCUCACCCCCAGACUCAGUCUUCAGCUCUACUACAUCCCCGUGCUGGCGCCUGAGAAACUGGCGUCAUCAUGCAAACAUUCGGAGCUCAGAGAGCUGGCCACGUUCCUGGGCCGCGCAGACCCGUGGUAUGAGAGCACCGUCAAUACGCUGUGCCCGGCCAUCCACAAGCUGGCAGAGAUGCCCCUCUCCCUGGACACAUCCCGGACCGUGGACCCCUUCAUCCUGGAUGUCAUCACCUACUACCUUCGCAUGGGCACCCAACCCAUCUACUUCCAGAUCUACACCGUCAAGAUCUUCAGGGACCUGAGCCAACACCCUGCAGAGGACAUUUUUCUCACCGAGCUCAACGUGAAGAUUCAAGACCCCAAAGCCCCCAAAGAUGGCUGUUCACCCAGGAGGAGGGGCGGAGCCGAGGGCCCAGGGGCCGAGCUCAACAUUUGCUACCAGAAGGCCCUGCUCAGCCACCGGGCCCAAGAGGUCACCGUUUCCCUGCGGGCCACUGGGCUGGUCCUGAAGGCCCUCGCAGCCAGUGACACUGAAGGUUCUGGGCCCACCCACGCCCCGCCAUCUGCUGCUCCCGUUACAGACCACACGUGCCUGAACGUCAGCGUGACGGAGGUCAUCAAGUCCUCCAACUUGGCCGGAAGAUCCUUCUCUACAGUGACAAACACCUUCCGGACGGCCACCGUCCAGAUCCAGAGCCAGGACCACAGGCCCCUGACACUGCUGCUGGACAAAGACAGUCGCCGAACAUUCAAGGAUGUGGUCAGAUUCGAGGUUUCUCCCUGCCCGGAGCCGUCUUCCGGGCCCCACAAGUCCAAGACAUCGCGGCCCAAUUCACACGGGCAGGAGGUGGAAGGGACCAAAGUCAAGCCCAAGCCCCUUCUCAUGCCCAUCAACACGUUCUCCGGCAUUGUCCAGUGAGCCCGCAGGAGCAGCGGAAAGGCCAGUCCCGGAGCCCCGGCCUAAGAGUACGGAUACACUACCCCACAGGCCUCCGGACGCCCCCACCGGCAGCCGGAAUGAGGCCUGGCUGCCCUGGCUGGCCUCUGGCUGGGAGCAGGAGCCAGCGAGUGACCGGAGCACAGGGCGGUGGCUUGGCCGUGGCGGGUGAUGGAGCAGGGCCCAUCAAGGCUCGAGGAAGGUUCUGGCAAAGCUACACACACACAAGCAGGACCCAGCUCCGUGCACAAGUGUCCCUCAUUGAUCUUCAGUUCCCUCUUGUCCGGUGCAAGAUGCCCCCUCGGCCCUUAAAUCCCCCCAGUGAGAGCUGCUAUUUGGCCAGGGCCCUGGGGCCUGGUGGGGAGGGGGCGGGGGGUGGGAAGCAAGCAAAGACAAGUGCAGCUUCUCCCUCUCGAGUCUGUUCUUUUUCCUCCUUCCAGCCACCUCCCUGCCCUGCAUUCCCAGGCAGGUGUCCGCGUGGUUGAGAGGAAAUUGUCGGGUCCAAUAAACGCACACUAAAGUACUUCUGCUUUUAUCUACUACCUAG
This is a messenger RNA of Hyaena hyaena (striped hyena), 3074 nucleotides long. RefSeq names its product phosphoinositide-3-kinase regulatory subunit 6 (gene PIK3R6). Gene Ontology annotation, cellular component: phosphatidylinositol 3-kinase complex, class IB. NCBI's taxonomy places the organism in Eukaryota, Metazoa, Chordata, Mammalia, Carnivora, Hyaenidae. Gene Ontology annotation, molecular function: 1-phosphatidylinositol-3-kinase regulator activity. Gene Ontology annotation, biological process: G protein-coupled receptor signaling pathway; positive regulation of MAP kinase activity. The record is from RefSeq and is a predicted model, not a curated record. The coding region runs from base 239 to 2509 and encodes 756 amino acids. The transcript is spliced from 20 exons.